AUGUUAACACAAAUCAUGGAUCAAUUCCAGCUUUCAUGUUCUGUGGUGUGCGGUCGAAUUGAAUUGAAGCUUGAAGUCAUUUUACCAUUGUCGACGAUGAGUUACGGUGGUUACGGAAACCGUGGCUAUGACUAUCACCAGAGAAGAGAGCGCAUUAAUGAGGAUGAGGUUCCCGAGUCGAAGCACACCAUAUUCAUUCGUGGUUUGCCUGGCGACAUGUCUACGGACGAGAUCAAGGAGUAUUUCGAGGAUCGCAUUGGACCAGUUUCGUUCGAUUUUGUUAAAACAAGUGCUGAUCAGCAGCGUCUGUUCGUUGCUGUUCGUUUCGAGACAAGAGAUGAUGCGAAAGAAGCAAUGAGCAAGUACAGCGAAAAUGAUUUGAUGGGUCACCGAUGUGAAUUAAGUUGGUUCAAGGACAUUCGCAGAUAUGCCCAGUAUCAGAAUCUUAAUCAAAGUAGUACAUUGGACAGGUUUUCAAACUAUAGUGAGCCUUGGUUAGCUGAUUUAAAAGACGAUAUUCUGAACGUGACGACGAUAAAAGUCGAUCUCGGUCGAGGGACAGAGGUCGUUCGUCUAGUUACAGUCGAUCGCCUAGUGCAAGUUGGACGUCAUGCUCCAGCUGGUUCACCUGUUUCGCCAAAUCAAGAAGAUUCGCCGACUACUCCAGCUGCUCCUGUUCCCGCAAACACAGAAGCGGAACCCGUGUCUUCUCCGGCUCCUUUGCCUCCAGCAAAUCCCACACCAAUUACUGUCCGUUUUCCGCUUCGCAGCCAAAAUCCUGCUAAUGUCAUUAGCAACACAACAUUCGCAAUUGGCAUUGAUUCGGAUGAGCUACCGCGUCGAGUGCUUCGUCGGAUGUCUCCAAAUGCCCCCAUGGUAACUCCUCCUUCUGUUGCCGCUCAAGAGGAGGAGAAAAUGCCACAAGAUAUGCCGUCGAAGGAUUCGCAACAGAACGUGGUCACAACAAUUGGCCUUCCACCUCCUCCUUGUCCGCCCUCAUUCGCAUCUGAGAAAAAGCAAACUUGGCAGUUUAUACCUUUAUUCGCUAGUUUUGAAGAACCAAUAUACUAUGCCAGUUUGACAUUAGUUUACUGUUUGUUUCGUUACUUUGAGUGUGAUGGCGCGCCUGCUAAGUCACACCCAUCUCGCUUUCCAACAUCUGCUCGAUUUUUCGCUUCAUUGAAAGAAAUACAGUCGUCGAUUAUAAAAACUGUGAAAGCUGAGCCGAAGUCAGAUGAAGCGUCGGGAGGUUUGCGUUUGAGUAAUCUUGCAAUGCGUCAGCAGGAUGCGGAUGAAGAAAAGCGUGCAGUCAGAGAAAGUCGGCUUUCCAAGUUGGAUGAAAUAUCUCUGGAAAGGUUUAUGGUGAAAAAGAAGAGACUAGAAGAGACUUUCCGUGGAGACUGCCAAACUUAUGCGUUCGUUGCCCGAAAGCUCAUUGAGAAAGAUCCAUCACUGGAGUCACAACUCCGUAUCGCGUUAAUUGAAAAUAUGGAGGAUCUCGAAAAGCAAGUGUAUGAACAGGUUGAUGCAUACCUUGACACUGUGUGUGACUAG
Molecule: messenger RNA, 1554 nt
Organism: Angiostrongylus costaricensis
Lineage: Eukaryota; Metazoa; Nematoda; Chromadorea; Rhabditida; Metastrongylidae
Source: the annotation of a GenBank genome assembly